Cladophialophora yegresii CBS 114405 is the source of this 1368-nucleotide messenger RNA. RefSeq lists its product as uncharacterized. The transcript has 5 exons. The coding region runs from base 1 to 1368 and encodes 455 amino acids. Gene Ontology annotation, biological process: arachidonate metabolic process. The record is from RefSeq and is a predicted model, not a curated record. Gene Ontology annotation, cellular component: membrane. NCBI's taxonomy places the organism in Eukaryota, Fungi, Ascomycota, Eurotiomycetes, Chaetothyriales, Herpotrichiellaceae.
AUGGUGCUCUCUUUAGAUGGAGGAGGGGUUAGAGGCCUUUCCUCUCUCUACAUCCUUCGGGAAAUCAUGAAAAGGGUCAAGGAGCUCGACGACAAUGCACAGCCUAACGACCGCAUUGAGCCCAACGUGGGAGUGCCUUUCCCAUGUGACUACUUUGACUUCAUAGUUGGGACCAGCACCGGAGGACUGAUCGCUGUCAUGCUUGGACGACUUCGAAUGAGUAUCGACGACUGCAUCAAACAAUACUGGCUUCUGAGCAACAAAAUAUUCCGACCGCCCCGAACCAGGGUACCAUUCCAGGUAUAUUCCAGGCGCACCCUACAAGAGGCAACCCAGAAUGUUGUCCAGAACUUUUGCCGUUGCCACGGUGCAGUGGGUGAGAGCUGCAUGGGUGAAGAAUACCUACGCCAAUAUGACUAUGGUGAAGCAACGGAUGGCCUGGAUCUCGAUCGUACCAAUAAGACUUGCAGAGUAGCUGUAGUCACUGUGCGUGAAGGCGGUCGCACUACUUCUCGAGGGCAACAGGCCAACGUCAAGGUUCUCUUCCGGUCCUACAAUCAUCGACGGCGGGAAUACCGUCCAGACUUCAUUGAAUUGGAGCCGAAUCCAAAGGACCUUGAGAGUUCGACCCUGAUGAUUGACGAGGCCUGUUCUGCCACAACAGCCGCGCCAACCUACUUUCGCACUGUCGAAAUCAGGGGAAGGAAGUACAUGGACGGCGGACUUCUUGCAAACAACCCUGCUGUCGAAGCGUGGAACGAAGCGAAGCAGAUGGCAGUGGCUCCGGGACAGCCUAUGACUGUCCUUGCAAAUCUUCUGGUCAGCGUUGGGACCGGGAGGAAGAAGGAGUUCUCCGGAUCUAACUACCUGUCAUUAGCUCGGGUCGGGCUGCGAAAAAUCACAGACACCGAUGGUCCACACCAAAGAAUGCUCGACCUUGUGGGUCAAGACGGAUGGCGUUACCACCGGUUCAGUGUCCCUUGGCGCAUUCACAGUUCAACUCACAAGGGGCUUGCCAAGAUCAAGUUGGACCAGUGCAAAAAGAAGAAAAAGCAGCAAAGCGGAAAUAAACAGCAGGAUCUCCAGCAACAAAACGGCUUCGAGCAGAAUGCACAGCAACAAAACGGCCUACAGCAGAAUGCCCAACAGCAGAAUGCCAUCGUAAACCAGGCGGAAGUGGAAGACAGGCCGCUUCGAGCAGCUGCCUGUAAUGCAGAACCCCGCCGAAGGGAUGGCUACAAGCCUGACAAGUACGACUACAUAACUUUUGACAAACUCCGCGAUCGGAGUAUGAGUUACUGCAAUUCAGCUCAAGAUCGCCCAAAAAUCAACGAAUGCGCGUCGUUGUUACGAGAGUUCCAUUUUUAG